AUGUGCUCCCCAUCUCCAUCUCCAUCUCCAUCUCCAUUUCGAAUUCUCCAUCCAUCCCCGUCUCUCUCUCCACCCCGCAACGGCUCUCUCUCUCUCUCUCUCUCUCUCUCUCUCUCUCUCUACAAGAAGAAGAAGCUGCAGCUGCUGUUGAGCGCCGCAGAUCUGAUUUCCAUGGAGGUGGAGGCGGUUCCAUCGGCGGCGCCGGCACUGCCCGGAGGGGACGGCGCCGUCCGGGUCGUCGCCAGGAUCUGCCCCCCUUCUGCCGCAUCCACGGCGACGACAGCGCCAGCUCCUGCCGCCGGGACAUCCUUGUUCCAGGUCGCCGCCUCGCGUGGCCGCCGCCCCCGCGCCUCCGGGCCCGGCGCCGGCGCCGUCCUCUCCUUCACCGCCGACGCCGCCGCCGCCGCAGCUCCUCCAACCCCCUCCUCUUCCUCCCAAGGGAGGGCCGCCGCCGGGCAGCGCAAGGAGGAGCACAGGCUCGACUGGUGCUACCUGCAGGAGGAGACCAACCACCACGUCUUCCUCCACGAGCUGCACCCCAUCCUCGUCCACCACCUGCACAACCACACCCAGACCACCGCCGGCACCGCAUGCGUCGUGGCCUGCGGCGCCGCCGCCGCCAAGGACCACCUCUUCAAGGGGUCGCAGGAGCAGCCGGGCCUGGUCACCAUCGCCAUGGAGGAGAUCCUCGACUUCGCGGCGUCCAUCGGCGGCGCCGUCAGGGUCUCGUCCUACCAGGUGGUGCAGGACACCCACGUCUUUGAUCUGCUGGAGCCCAAGGAGCAGGAGGUCCUGGUGCUGGAGGAUGCCCAGGGCAAGACACACCUCAAGGGCCUCUGCAAGGUUCAUGUCAAGUCCAUUGAGGAUUUCACGCGGCUGGGUUGUUUCGAUGAGAACCAGGACAAGCAGCAGCCCACCAAAGCUUCUUCUUCUUCUACCCAGCAGCAACCCACUAAACCAUUUUCUACCCAGCCGCAACCCGCUAAAGCUUCUUCCACCCAGCUACCGGCCAGAGGGCACCAAGGCCUCAUCAUACACAUAUCUAGCUCUGACCAGGACGGCAAAGAGCGUCCCGUGGCCAAGAUCAACUUUCUCAGCCUCACAGACUAUGUGGACCCCAAGCAGAAGACCGGCGGUGCAGCAGCCGCUCUGUCGAGCGGCAACAAGUCCAUGUACACCCUGAUGAAUGUCGUGCAAGCGCUCAACAGCAACCAGAGCUUCGUUCCAUACAGGCAGAGCAAAGUGACUCGUAUUCUGCAAGACUCUCUGUGCAAGACGAGCGGGGCUGUGGUGAUCGCCUGCUUGGAAGAAGUUUCCUGCCAAGAUACGGUUUAUACUCUCAGCUUGGCCGCUCGCUCGAGUCAAGUGGCCACUCAAGCGGCUAACGAACAAUGCCGCAGGUCCACGAGUGUUACAAGUUUCAAAAGGGCAGAUGUUAACUUGUCUGCAGUUGCUAAAAGCUCCUCAAGGCCGAUUCUUUCUUCUACACACCAACCGAAUCCCGUGGUAGAGAAGCAGCAGGAUCGGCCCCAAUGGAAUAUGAGCGCAGUAAAAGCAGCUCGAACUCCCAUUGCGAAUAAGAGGUCUCAACCAACCAUGCAUCCAGCGAAAAAAUCUGAAAACUCGCUCCCUACUCCUAUCAAAGUUACCCAAAAGGCUGCUACACCCACAAUGAGCGGAAGGUCUCAACCAAACAUGCAUUCAGCAAAAAACCUUGAGAGCUCGCUGUCUACUCCUAUCAAAAUGCCUCCAAAGGAUGCUAAACCCACGAUGAGUGGAAGGUCUCAACCUGAAAGCGCGGUCUCUCCUCCAACCAAGAUGAAGCAAAAGGAUGCCAAACCCGCAAUGAGUGGAAGGUCUCAAGUAAUGAUGCGCUCAGCAAAGAAACUUGAAAGCUCGCUUUCUGCUUCUAUCAAAACAAAGCAAAAGGAUGCUAAACCUACUGCAACGAGUGGAAGUGCCUUAUUAUGCCCAAGCACCAAUUCAGCAAAGGAAGAGGCAGCAGUCAUUGCACCAGCAACAGUAACAGAAGUCGAGGAGAUACAAUCAUCACAAGGCAUGGAAAUCGAUGCUCCAUCAACAGAUGAGGGAUUUGACAAAACAGGCGAUGCUUUAGAUACUGUCCCAUCUGAAGUACAGAAGGUGGUCUCGAGUGGUAUGGCAAUCGGUGCCCCAUCUACAGAUGAGGGAUUUGAUAAAACAAGCGAUGCUCUGGAUACCGUAUCAUCUGAAAUACAGAAGGUGGUCUCAAGUGGUAUGGAGGAAGAGGACCAUUCAUCGUCAAGUCUGGAUGCAGCGAGUUCGUGUACCAUGGACUUGGGCGAAACCUGCUCUUCAAACAUUCCUGAUGCCUUUGUCGAGAAGACUCCAGUCAAAACUCACAUGAACACUCCAAAGAUCAGCGACAAGCUGAGAGAGAUAUCAAACUCACUGAAGCUUCUUAAUGCUCGUCCAUUGAGCGUAAUGGCACAAAAGGUAGCCAUGGAAAAGACACAAGAAGAGGGCAUGGAGAAGACGCAAAAGGUGGCCAUGGAAAAGACACAAGAAGUGGCCAUGGAAACAACACAAGAAGAGGGCAUGGAGAUGACACAAGGAGUGGGCAUGGAGAAGACAGAAGAAGUGGCCAUUGAAAAGACACAAGGAGUGGCCAUGGAAAAGACACAAGAAGAGGGCCUGGAGAUGACAGAAGAAGUGGCCAUUGAAACGAAACAAGAAGAGGGCAUGGAGACGACACAAGAAGUGGCCAUUGAAACGACACAAGAAGUUGCCACUGGAACGACACAAGAAGUUGCCACUGGAACGACACAGGAAGAGGGCAUGGAGACGACACAAGGAGUUGCUGUUGAAGCAGCACAAGAAGUGGCCAUUGAAACAACACAAGAAGUGGCUGUUGAAACAACACAAGUGGCCAUUGAAACGGCAGAAGAAGUGGCUGUUGAAACAAUACAAGAAGUGACUGUUGAGACGGCACAAGAAGUGGCCACUGAAACAACACAGGAAGUGGCUGUUGAGACGGCACAGGAAGUGGCUGUUGAAACAACACAAGAAGUGGCCACUGAAACAACACAGGAAGUGGCCACUGAAAUGACACAGGAAGUGGCUGUUGAAACAACGCAAGUAGUGGUGGCUGUUAAAACAACACAGGAAGUGGCCACUGAAACGACACAAGAAGUGGGCAUGGAAUGUGUCCAGGGUGGGACCAACAUAGAUGCACCUGAACCAAAGACGCCUGCGAUGCACCUCAAGGUCGAGCAACCAGCAGAUCCAAAGACUCCUGCGAUACACCUCAAGUUUGAGCAAGCAGCAGAUUAUCCGACUAGUUCAUUCAAGACUCGUAGCACCGGGAUAAAGAAAUCCAUAGUCCAGGAGUGCUUGAGUUUUCUCAACAGCGCUAACAAGGAGCAAUUGAAGAGCUUGAAGGGCAUCGGAGAGAAAAGAGCAAAUUACAUCAUCGAGCUUCGUGAGCAUUCACCGGAGCUGUUUAAAGGGAUAGAUGAUCUGAGGGAUGUCAUUGGAAUGAAUAAGACGGAGAUAAAAAAGAUGAUGGCGGGGAUCAUCAACAGCCCCUAAUCUAAUCCCCUUGAUUGCUGAUGAUGGAUGGAUGCUAAUUUCUUUGUGCACAGUGAAGGAGGGAUUUAUUGAGAGUAGUAGUGCAACGGUUGGUUGUUGGUUGUUGUUGGGACGGACACAAGAGAAGAGAAGAGAAGAGAAGAGAAGAGAAGAGAAGAGAAGAGAAGAGUGGCAUUAUGUUUUUGGUGGUUUGGUCUCUGCAUCUGCAUUUUGUGGUUCAUGAAUGAAUGAAUGAAUGCAGUAAGUAGUGCAGUGCAGUCAGCAGGUGCUGGGUGUUGCAGUUAAUUAGGAGUAUAUUUCUUGAGUGUGUGUGUGUGUGUGUGUGUGUGUGUGUGUGUGUAUAAUAAUCUUCAUUCUAGCUAGUUUCCUGUGUUGGUGUGGGAACUGCUUACAUUUCAACUUGAUGGAGCCUUUGCACUCGACUUGAGAUUAGACUGCAUGCAAACACAGAUUCAUCAAUCAAAUGGUAGAGUAGAGGGGAACUUGAAUUGCCUCCC
Messenger RNA from Triticum dicoccoides, 4067 nucleotides. RefSeq names its product kinesin-like protein KIN-10B. Gene Ontology annotation, cellular component: kinesin complex; microtubule. Gene Ontology annotation, molecular function: ATP hydrolysis activity; ATP binding; plus-end-directed microtubule motor activity. NCBI's taxonomy places the organism in Eukaryota, Viridiplantae, Streptophyta, Magnoliopsida, Poales, Poaceae. The transcript is spliced from 22 exons. Gene Ontology annotation, biological process: microtubule-based movement. The coding region runs from base 1 to 3570 and encodes 1189 amino acids. The record is from RefSeq and is a predicted model, not a curated record.